AGUUGGAGAUGCGUGUUCCCGAUCCGUCGGCUCACUCCUCUCCGUGAGGUGUUCGCUACGGAAUAUCGCUCCUUUUUUAUUUUCUAUAAAUGGUUCUUUUUAUUAAUGAAGUUUUAAAAAAACAUUCAGAUCCUUCGGACGGGACGAGAAAAGUAACGUGGAGUUUAAAUUAAGUCCAGGACUCCCGGUUCGGUUCGACUCGGCUCGGUUCGGCUCGUACCCGAGCAGAGACGAUGAGGAGUUUACUCUUCGUCACGUUGUGUCUCUCUACGUGUACGCGCACGGUGGACGGGCGACAUCCGACCUGUAACUUCCUGUUGGAGGUGGAGAGGGAGCGGGCGGAGUGCGUGAGGAGGCUGAGGGGGGAGGACGCGUCCAGCGGCCAAACAGGGAGCGACGACCCAGUUAAAACGACAGAACCCGCAUGCAGAGGAACGUGGGACAGCAUUGCAUGCUGGGAGCGGACGGCAGUCGGACAGACCGUCACCAUCCCGUGUCCCCGAGUCCUCACCACUGUGUUCGGCAGGAACGGUAACAUCAGCAGGACGUGCACGCCGGCGGGGUGGUCCGACGUCUUCCCCAACAUCACCAGCGCGUGCGGCUCGGAGGCCGCCCAGGACCAGCUUGUCUUCUACAUGCUGGUGAAGACGUUGUACACUCUGGGUCACAGCCUGUCUUUGAUCGCCCUCACCACUGGGAGCGCCAUCCUCUGCCUGUUCCGGAAGCUUCACUGCACCAGAAACUACAUCCACCUCAACCUCUUCUUCUCCUUCGUCCUGAGGGCCGUGGCCGUGCUGGUGAAAGACGACAUCCUCUUCAACCGAACCUCGCAGUGCUCCAACCAGCCGUCACUGGCGGGAUGUAAAGCCAGCCUGGUGUUCUUCCAGUACUUCAUCAUGGCCAACUUCUUCUGGCUGCUGGUGGAGGGUCUGUACCUCCACACGCUGCUGGUCGUCAUCUUCUCAGAGAACCAACACUUUGUUGUCUACAUGUUCAUCGGCUGGGGGAUCCCCACGGUGUUUGUCUCUGCGUGGGUGAUGACGAGGAUUUAUCUGGAGGACACGGGGUGCUGGGAGAGAAAUGACAACCCGAUUCCCAACUGGGUGAUCAACGGACCAAUCGGGUUCUCCAUCAUGGUGAACUUCAUCCUCUUCAUCAGCAUCAUUAGGAUCCUGGUUCAGAAGCUGAGGUGUCCAGACGUGGGCGGCAACGACCAAUCACAGUACAGGAGGUUGGCCAAAUCCACUCUGCUGCUCAUCCCUCUGUUCGGGAUCCACUACGUGGUCUUCGUUUCUCUCAGUGAAUCCAUCGCAGAAGCUUAUAAAAUAUUCUUUGACCUGGCCCUCGGAUCCUUUCAGGGUCUGGUGGUGGCCAUUCUCUACUGUUUCCUAAACAGUGAGGUUCAGGGCGAGCUAAAGAGAAAAUGGCAGAGUGUGUGUCUGAACUGCCGCCUGAGCAGAGACCAGCUCCUCCACAGCACCUUCGCCUCCAGGAACGGCUCAGAGCACACAGCCCAGUUUCACCGCACCUCCCGGACCCAGUCCAUCCUGCAGUCCGAGACCACCGUGCUGUGAGGACCGGAGGGGUCCGUUAACAGCAAACUGCCCCCCAGCGCCAAUAGAUUUUAUAAAAGGAUUUUCACACAAAGUUGAGAUGGAGGAACACGAGGUCUAAAGGUUUCAGCUUUACGAAUCUCUGCGGCCCUUCAAAAUGUACCUGAAGUAGACCUGAAGCAGUUCUGAUCCGUCCUGUGAGGGCGGGUUUUGUGCUGAGAAAGAACCAUUUUCUUUUAAUUUGGGUUAACCGUGUCUUUGUCUCUUUGGUGUCCUCAUAUUUUGUCCGAUUUACCUCCAUCUGUGAGGUAAGUCGCCCCCUGCUGGUCACCAUGCAGAAUGCAGCUUUAACGCUUCAACCGUAGUCACAUUGUUGUGUGAGUCAGGUACAACGCUGGCAUCGGAUGUCUCAACAAAUAACACAAAACAGGACGUUGAGGGAAAAGUACAAAGAUCUCUGGUGUAAAGAAAUAAUGGCGUUUUUACAUCAGGAGGGAACGCAACUAAAUGAAGAUGUUCUACCCUGAGCCAAUGGUGGUUUCUUUUAAAUAACCGUGACCACCUUUAUGUGCCUGUUCUUGACUGAUUGUACUUUUGAAGUUUUUAAAGUUUUGGAAGAAAAUUACAAAUAAAAUUGUUUUGAUUGAAACGCUUGAUGGACAAGUAACAUACUUUUUGGUUCAAUGUGAGAGCAAAACAAUCCGCUAAGAAGAGAAAAAACCCUCAACCCAGCGUCAGAAAAGCAGGUGAAAGGGUGAGUUUUCCGAGCAAAUGCAGGUUGAAGCGUUCAUUCCAGCUUCCCUCCAUCUGGAGCUUGAAGCUUGUUAGAAUCGCUGAAGGGAACAAUACAAAAACAGGGUUCUUUUUGCAACUCUGACCAUCGGCAUCACGCUGAGAAGUGGUGUUCAUGCUCCAAAACCUGCAUCGGGUUCUGAUUCUGUACCACCUGCUGUUGGUUUGUUGAGCGAAUUCAUAUUCAGAGUUGACCUCCAUUAUGCUGAGUAUGACGUCCUUGUUAGACACUUGUAUUUUGUCGAGAGACACCUUGAAUGUGAUGCAAAAGAUGAUUGAUAAAGGCUUUGUGAGCACUGCACUGUGUAGACGUUGCUCUUUAAUGUGUGUGUGCAGACACUUAAGCUCGUCAGCAUUGUUUAAAAGCUGCAACAGCGUCUGUUAUUUAGGGCCAAGUCGUCCUCAUGGGACCAUUUAAGGCUCUCGCAGCAGAAACUGGUUAUUAUGGUGAUAACCGAGUGAUGUAAACACAGCAUCAAACUACAUCUGUGUGGUGUGACAAGACCCGUGAAAGGCUGUCAUUACAUCCUGCUGCUCAUGUCCUGC
This is a messenger RNA of Pungitius pungitius (ninespine stickleback), 2891 nucleotides long. RefSeq names its product vasoactive intestinal peptide receptor 2 (gene vipr2). NCBI's taxonomy places the organism in Eukaryota, Metazoa, Chordata, Actinopteri, Perciformes, Gasterosteidae. The record is from RefSeq and is a predicted model, not a curated record. The transcript is spliced from 13 exons. Gene Ontology annotation, molecular function: vasoactive intestinal polypeptide receptor activity; peptide hormone binding; G protein-coupled peptide receptor activity. Bases 234 to 1574 code for a protein of 446 amino acids. Gene Ontology annotation, cellular component: plasma membrane. Gene Ontology annotation, biological process: cell surface receptor signaling pathway; adenylate cyclase-modulating G protein-coupled receptor signaling pathway.